Messenger RNA from Phaethon lepturus (White-tailed tropicbird), 2025 nucleotides. It is a transcript of the gene SLCO4C1, whose product is annotated as solute carrier organic anion transporter family, member 4C1. The coding region runs from base 1 to 2025 and encodes 674 amino acids. The transcript is spliced from 13 exons. Gene Ontology annotation, biological process: transmembrane transport; sodium-independent organic anion transport. Gene Ontology annotation, cellular component: membrane. NCBI's taxonomy places the organism in Eukaryota, Metazoa, Chordata, Aves, Phaethontiformes, Phaethontidae. Gene Ontology annotation, molecular function: protein binding. The record is from RefSeq and is a predicted model, not a curated record.
AUGAGGCGUGGCGGUAUUGAGAACCCGGUGUUUGAGCCACCCAGCCCCGACCUCGACCGCCAGCGCCAGGCGAGACCUGCAGGGGCAGAUGCCGGCGUACCUGAGGCUGAGGCUGAGGUGGGGCCCUGCGGGUGGAGCCGUUGCGCCCCUAAGGCUAUGCAGCUCUGCAACAACCCUGAGGGCUACCUGGCUGCGUACAGCCUCCUGGCUAUCUUCCAAGGUAUUGUGGUAAAUGGCCUGAUUAAUAUUAGUAUUUCAACAAUUGAGAAGCGUUAUGAGUUGAACAGUUCCCUCACUGGCUUAAUCUCUGCAAGCUAUGACAUUGCUUUUUGUAUAUUGUCGCUGUUUGUAUCUUUCUUUGGAGAAAGGGGGCACAAACCACGAUGGCUUGCUUUCUCAGCGUUUAUGCUAGGAUUGGGCUCACUUAUAUUUUCCUUACCACACUUCAGUAGUGGAAAAUACCACUAUGGAGCUAAACUUGAAGACACGUGUCAAAUUCCAGGAACAAGCUCUGGUAACUUCACUUGCAGUGCCAGCACAAAGUCUUCACUUCCCAAUUAUCUGUAUGUCUUUAUCCUGGGACAGCUGCUGCUGGGAGUUGGAGGAACUCCACUAUAUACUUUGGGGACAGCUUUUAUUGAUGAUAGUGUCCCAAAACACAAGUCUUCCCUUUACAUAGGAAUUGGCUAUGCCAUGUCACUGCUGGGUCCUGCUAUUGGCUAUGUCUUGGGAGGGCAGCUACUUAAUAUUUAUAUUGAUAUCCAGAUCCCAGAAAGUUCAAAGAUGGAUCAAGAUGACCCACGUUGGCUUGGAGCAUGGUGGAUAGCAUUUGUUGCAUGCUUUCUUGCAAUUUGGCUGCUUAUAAUACCUUUUUCGUGCUUUCCAAAACACCUACCAGGAACAGCAAAAAUACAGGCUGAAAAAAUCUCUGAAACGCAUAACGAUGGAAGUGAGGUACUUGUUGAGACCAAAAAUAUUGGAAAGAGUUUUAAAGACUUUCCCGUGGCUCUCCUGAUACUGUUGAAGAAUCCAGUGCUAAUGAGUCUAAUAAUAGCCAGUUCUUCAGAAGCCUUAGUUGCCACUGGCUUUGCCACAUUUCUUCCGAAGUUUAUAGAAAGUCAGUUUGGAAAGACCUCAAGUAUUUCAGCAACUCUUGGAGGGCUUAUAUUAAUUCCAGCAGCAGCACUAGGCCAAAUCAUAAGUGGCAUCUUGGUUUCCAAGUGCAAAAUGGAUUGCAAAAGCAUAAUCAAGUUCAUGAUAAGCACAUGUUCAGUGGCCCUACUAUUAAACACAGUGUUUUUAUUUGCUAAAUGUGGGAAUGAACCUUUCGCAGGUGUCUCUGAAACAUAUAAUGGAACAGGCACACUAUAUAACUUAACAGCACCAUGCAAUGCUAACUGCAGAUGUUUGCGCUCUAUGUACUACCCAGUUUGUGGCAAAGAUGAAGUCCAGUACUUUUCUCCGUGUUUUGCAGGAUGUGCAUCACAUCUUUUUAACAACAUGAAAAAGACAUACUACAACUGUUCCUGUAUUGGGAAACCGAAAAGAGAAAAUGGUUCAGAAGACUUUCUGUACGAAGCUGUCCCUGGGAAAUGUCCAACACAAUGCAAAUUUUUACCUUUAUUCCUGACCUUCUUCUUUCUUGCAGUUGUUUUUACAUUUAUGGCUGUUACUCCAACAACUGUGGCCAUUCUCAGGUGUGUGCCAGAUAAGCAGCGCUCAUUUGCUCUUGGAGUACAGUCAGUGUUCCUACGACUACUUGGUACUAUUCCUGGACCAAUUUUGUUUGGUGUUGCUAUAGACAACAGUUGUACUCUGUGGGAUAUUAAUGAAUGUAAAACUAAAGGAGCCUGUUGGGUUUAUGACAAUGAAAGAAUGGCUUAUCUGCUGAUGGGCAUAAGUGCUGCUUGCAAAAUCAUCUCGAUCAUCUUUGUGGUCAUGGCAGUAUGUUUGUAUAAGCCUCCACCAUCAAGUGCAGCCCUGUCAAAAAAGGAUUCAGAAGCAGUAUCUGCUAUACACACAUAG